This is a messenger RNA of Geodia barretti, 4004 nucleotides long. The record is from the annotation of a GenBank genome assembly. NCBI's taxonomy places the organism in Eukaryota, Metazoa, Porifera, Demospongiae, Tetractinellida, Geodiidae.
AUGGAUUCCUCGACCCUGACUUUCAGCUGCGGCAGUAGUAACAAGGAGCCAGGCAGCACUGCCAGCAGUAGACCUCCCAGUAGGGGAAGCAGAAGCGAUGACGCAAGGACAAGGGAAAGCGGCGGUCGCAGGGAGCGGCCGGGGACUUGUGAAACCCCCGCGGCCCCCGGAGCAGCUGCAACGGACGAGGACGAGCUGACGGAGGCAGACAUCAGCGUCAAGAGAGAAGGAGCGGGCCGCGGUCUACUGUGGGACGAGGAAGAAGACGAUCCUUAUGUGGUGAUGAGUGCAGUGUGGGGAGGAGGGAUGCUGGGGGUGGCCUACUUCGUAGUGGAUACUGGUCACCUCUACAUAAUGCCAGAUGCAGCCGAGAGGGAGGAUUUUGGUCUCCUAAGGAGAGUUUUGCUGCAGGUGCAGCCUCGUGUCAUUCUGGCCAGCGCUAGAAUCGACGACCGAAUGCAGAAAGUUCUAGAUGACUACAUUCACUCUCCAGUGAGUGGUGGGAGUGAGAAAGAAACAGUGGCACAGGUCGAACUCCUCCCUGGCGGAGAUUUCCGUCUGGAGUCGUGUCGGCAGCGGCUCCUUGCAGGUGUCCGUCUCCCUGGAGUUAAUCCUGACGGCUCUGCCGAAGACAAACUCAUCCAAGUUUCUUCUCUCUUUCCCCUGGAAUCUGUCAAUUUGAUUCGAUGUGUGGGUGCUCUGUUGAAGUACGUGGAGAGGAAGAGACUCGGGAUGGAGCUGGAGGAAGAGGGAGUGAGGGUGCCCGUGCUGGCCGUCAAACGAUUCUCACUCGAUAAUCUGCUGGUAAUGGAUGAGUCUUCCUUCAGUGCUCUCCAGAUAUUCCAGAAGGAGUACCAUCCCUCUGUGUACAAGUCUGGACUCUCUGGAGUGAAAGAGGGACUCUCACUCUUCGGAAUUGUUAACAAGACUCGUUCUUCUCUUGGCUCCAAACUGCUCAAACUGUGGUUCCUGCGUCCGCUGGCUGACAUGUCUGUGCUGAGAGAGCGUCAAGAGGCAGUGGAGUUUCUCAAGUCUCCCACUCAUGACGAGACCACCACCAUGCUCUACGACUGCAUCAAACAUAUAAAGAACAUCCCACGAAUUCUCUCCAAGAUAAAUAUAGCUCAGGCAUCGAUGAACGACUGGCAGUCACUAUAUAAGUGUGCCUACAAUGGUAUAUACAUCGGAGACAUCUGCAACUCACUCCCAAAGACCAUACAGAUCUUCAAGAGGAUAGCGAGGGAGUUCUCAGACGAUCUGCACCGCAUCGCCAGCCUCAUCACGAAAAUUGUGGAUUUUGAGGAGUCGUCAGUGCAGCAGAGGUUCUCUGUGAAACCACACAUUGACGAAGAACUCGACAAACUGAGGGAACUGUACAGCGGUCUCCCCGAUCUCCUGACCAGAGUGGCCCACGAGGAGCUGGAGCGACUUCCAGGCCUGUCCGAGUGCAACGUCACCUAUCUUCCACAGUUGGGGUAUCUGACGGUGGUGGCAAAGGAAGAGGUGGAGGAGAAGAAAGAAUGGCUAGCACGGAUGGGCCUCAGUCUAGUGUUUGAGACCGGGAACUUGGUCCACUUCAAGUCCGACAGAAUGAGAGACCAUGAGACGUCGAUCAUGCACAGACUCCAGGAGGUCAUUCUAGAGCACGCCUCGUCUCUGCUCACCGUGGUUGAGCUCACUGCUGAGCUGGACUGUCUGAUAAGUCUGGCUAUGUUUGCAAGAGAUCACAACUGUGUGCGUCCAGUUCUCAGUGAGGAGAACACCAUCCACAUCAAGGGAGGCAGGCAUCCUCUCCAGGAAUUGGUUGUCAGCACGUUCGUUCCAAACGACACGUAUUUGGAUCUGGAACACGGCAGAAUGAAGUUUAUGACAGGGCCCAACUCCAGUGGAAAGAGCAUCUACCUCAAACAGGUUGCCCUGAUUGUGUUCCUAGCCCACAUUGGGAGUUUCGUGCCUGCAGAAUCGGCCAAGAUCGGUAUGAUGGAGCACAUCUUCACCAGGAUCCAAACCCGGGAAUCGGUCUCGGUGGGUCUUUCGGCAUUCAUGAUAGACCUCAACCAGAUUUCAGCCGCCCUCAACGGAGCGACGACACGAUCACUGGUGGUGCUGGAUGAAUUUGGGAAAGGAACUGGCACCCGAGAUGGGAUGAGUCUGCUGGUGGCUAGUCUGGAACACUGGCUGAAGAUGAACGAAGACUGUCCCAAUAUCAUCGUCUCCACUCACUUCCACGGGAUCAUCCAACAGAAACUGCUGCCCAAAUCACCUCUCCUGGAAUACCUGACAAUGGAGACGAUACAGGAUGGAGACGAGUUGAUAUUUCUCUACCAGCUGGUUCCGGGGCACUGCGAUUCCAGUCACGCGUGCUACAUCGCCGCUAUGGCUGGUGUACCUAAAGCAGUGGUUGAAAGAGGGAGACAAGUGUCAGAGUUGUUCAGGAAGAACCUGCCAAUACCGAGGUUAAACACUCCGAGCAUGGAAGAGAAGAUACGUGUGAGUGAGAAGAUCGUGUCUAAAUUUUUUGAACUGGACUUUGAGAAAGACGACCUCGAAGCGUUCCUGAGAGAUUUCGUCAAGCCAGUUGCCAAAGGCAUUCUCUGACUUUUAUAAAAAAAAUAUUGAAGGAUCGUAUAAAAAUGAAUGAUUUCCAUGUUUGUAUAAUAUAUUCAACACACUAUAAGAAGGAUUAACAUCAACGAUAUUAUUAUGCCCAUUGAUCAUGUUGAGGAGGAGGUGUGGGAAAUAGAGAUUAUCAUUUGCUCGGCAAUCUCUACCCCAGUCUCAGACACCAGUUCCCUCAGGGGACGGUGGUAAUAUCUCUGCGCCCGAGAGUUGAGAAACCGGUACUGGAGUGGGAUGAUGUGUUGCAUGGUUGCACUGUAGUUUACCAGGAUGUUAUCAAGUGGAGUAGUUCUUCCCGGUUUUUCUGGUACCACGUCGUCAGCCAAACGGGUGUAGGCCAUCUUCGAUAGCUUCUCUGAAACCGUGUCCAUUCUGACAAAUACGUGGGUUUCGUUACACAGUACCUCUUGUGGCUUGAACUGGUUCUUGUAGCUGACUUUUGGGUUGCAGUUGUAGUAACCGAGGGCGUAAUACUGCGGCCGAGGGCCACACUGGGUCUGUAGUCGCUGGACCAGAUCCAUUUCUACCAACACGGUGUAUAUUCCCGGAGUCAUGAACCUGAUGGCUGGGUCGUAUAUGAAGUAGAUGGACACAAAGUACUUGGGAAGUAUGUCGAGAAUGCUGAUCAUGAUUAGUCUGUCGUCUAAGUAGUAGUGCAUGUGAUAGCUACCCUCCAGAUGUGUGGUGGGGUUGACCACUGGACUCGUCAUGAACCCCCACUUGAACUCCUCAGCUGAUCUGAACCGUGUCUUCCCACUGUGCACGCUCUCCUGGAACUUGUCGUAGAGUUCGUAGGCUUUGGGUAGAGUUGCAACGAGGUCAGGAUGACAGGGGUUGCACCCGAGAAGUUUCACGCUCAACUUGUGCCUAAACUCGGGUCUGGAGGUUUCAGCCAGUCUGUGGUCAGAUAGUAAAUCGUGAAGCGAGGGGAGGUGGGGUUUCGCAUGGGGCGGUGUGCUAGGGGAAUCAUCUUUCCCCACGGCCUCCAGUCGCCUGCGUCUCUUCUCCUCUCGCACCAGCUUGGCUUUCCGACAGGGAGGGCGGUUGAGGUCAGCCCCUUGACCUGGCGUCGGUCUUCUCCUCUGUCUCCCCUGCUGCCCGUGAGACUGCGACACGUCGCUUCUUUCCUCCUCUGUCGUCGCAUCUCUCGAUGCUGAGCUUCGCUCUGUAGUCACAGCUUCAGAGCUUCCCACCACCACCUUUUCAACGCCAACGCUAGCCACUACUACUUGAACUAGUCCAGCUUCACUGGUGGGUCCACAAUCCCCAACUCGUGUAUUUGGAUCUCUUGACGAGGUUGAGGAACGAUUCUCCCACCAGCUGUCCCCCUGACGCAGAAAUUGGGCCCAUUUUCGGAUGACCUUACGGUGCCUCUUCUUUAGAAC